Molecule: messenger RNA, 800 nt
Organism: Theileria equi strain WA
Lineage: Eukaryota; Apicomplexa; Aconoidasida; Piroplasmida; Theileriidae
Product: vacuolar ATP synthase subunit D, putative
Exons: 7
Coding region: 76-786 (236 amino acids)
Cellular component (GO): proton-transporting V-type ATPase complex; vacuolar membrane
Molecular function (GO): proton-transporting ATPase activity, rotational mechanism
Source: RefSeq, a predicted model, not a curated record
GUACUUUUCUCAAACUCUUUACACUUGACAUGUAUUCCUAGUUAACCUUUUCAGUUUUUGCCUAAAUAGCCGAAAAUGUCGACUGGAUCAGCCACCGUAAUCCCCUCGAGGAUGAACCUCCAAAUACUCAAGCAGAGGCGUCAGAAUGCGUAUUUGGGGUUUUCUCUGUUGAAACGUAAAGGUGACGCUUUGACUGCAAAGUUCCAUAGGCUUUUGAGAGACACCGUACAGGGGAAGGAAAAGGCAAUUGAGGGUUUUAAUGAGGCAUCAUUUUCGCUAGCAAACGCAGUUUGGUCUGCAGGAGAUUUCAAGAGUUUGGUAAUAGAGUCUGUUUCACGGCCUUCUGUCACCUUAAAGGUUAAGAAUGAGAACAUUGCUGGUGUUAUAUUACCGGUAUUUUCACUCCAAAAUGAUCCUACAGUAGAUGUAAUGACUAAUUUGCGUAUAUCCCGAGGAGGAAACGCCAUAGAAUCGGUGAAGAUGUCCCAUUUAUCGGCACUGGAAAUUUUGGUUGAACUGGCUUCACUGCAGAUAUCUUUCAUCAUUCUGGACGAGGAGAUAAGAAUGACGAACCGCAGGAUCAACGCGCUUGACAAUGUCGUCAUUCCAACGAUCGACAGGAACCUAGAGUAUAUUAUUAGGGAACUAGAUGAGAUUGAGAGGGAAGAAUUUUACAGGCUCAAGAUGGUCAGGAAGAAGAAGGAGCAAGACGAAGCCAAAAAGACCAAGUCAAUCACAAAGCCAGAGAGUAUUAUAGAGUCCUUUGAUGAGGAUAUUGUUGUAUAAUUGUACGUCUUUUU